AUGGUUCUACUCAAACCCUGCUUCCUAACCUGGCUGGCUAUCGGCGCCGCUGGGCAGCAGAUGCCAUCAGGGCUCCUGGGUUUUAACUCAGGCGCAACAAAGGACAACAACGACCCGAAAGACCAGUCCGAUUUCCAAGCAGAGUUCACAACUGCCCAGGGGCUCCGAGGCUCGCCAGGUGCCUUCAACAGUGUGCGCCUUUAUACGAUGAUCCAGGCGGGAACCACAAACGAUCCGAUCUCGGCGUUCCCCGCGGCUUUAGCAACAAACACGUCGAUGUUGCUCGGUAUCUGGUGUUCCGGCACACAGACGAUCGAAAACGAGCUCGCUGCCAUGAGGAGCGCCAUCGAUAGGUUCGGCCAGCGGUUCGCCGACCUUGUCGUCGGCAUCUCGGUUGGCAGCGAGGACCUCUACCGCCUCUCGGAAUCUGGCAUCCAAAACAACGCCGGGCUCGGACAAGGGCCGGACAUCAUGGUGCGGUUCAUCCGCGAAGUGCGAGACGCCAUCGAAGGCACGAUCCUCAGCGGCAAGCCUGUCGGACAUGUCGAUGCCUGGAGCGCGUUCGGCAACGAAAGCAACAGCCGAGUCGUCGACGAGCUCGACUGGCUCGGCACCGACCUCUACCCUUACUACGAAGCAGACAAGGGCAACGACAUCGGCAACGCAACCACAAUCUUCGACUACAUCUACAACGUUUCCCUCAACGCCACCAGGGGCAAGCCGCUCUGGGUAACCGAGACGGGUUACCCUGCGUCGGGGCCUGUGCGCGGACAGGCGGUUGCCAGCGUUUCGAACGCCGCGCAGUUCUGGCAAGAGAUAGGAUGCGACAGGCUUUUUGGGCGUGUGAACACCUGGUGGUAUACCUUGAGAGACUCUAACCCUGCCAAUGCCGAGAAGUUUGCCAUUACAGAGGACCUCAAGAAGACUGCGAAAUUCAACCUUACUUGUGCGCCUGGAAGCGGAGCUCCUGCUGCCAUCAACUUAACUUCCAAGGCGUCCUCCCUUUACACUGCCCAGGUGUUGUGGGUGCCUUUCGCUGUUGUCUUGGGUGUUUUAGUCGGCUUGUAG
This is a messenger RNA of Colletotrichum higginsianum IMI 349063, 1068 nucleotides long. RefSeq names its product GPI-anchored cell wall beta-1,3-endoglucanase EglC. NCBI's taxonomy places the organism in Eukaryota, Fungi, Ascomycota, Sordariomycetes, Glomerellales, Glomerellaceae. Gene Ontology annotation, biological process: cell wall organization. Gene Ontology annotation, cellular component: fungal-type cell wall; cell surface; extracellular region. Gene Ontology annotation, molecular function: 1,3-beta-glucanosyltransferase activity; glucan endo-1,3-beta-D-glucosidase activity. Bases 1 to 1068 code for a protein of 355 amino acids. The transcript has a single exon. The record is from RefSeq and is a predicted model, not a curated record.